UGUUGAGCUCCGAGCUGUGCGGACAACACGCCGUACUGGACAUUUACACACAUAUUCUGCAUCACAAGCAUAUGGAUACAAUAUAGUUUUGCUGAUGGUCUACUAAGAGGGAGAAUCCAGAGCCGAGUCGUUUGUCUUGAACUCCUGUAAUACAUUUCAUCUGUUGUUAUCACCACCUUCAUCAAGAUCUGCAGUGGAACAGUCCCACGACUGAAGGCUCCUGUUUUGUUCGCAGCCAUGCCCUGCGUCCAGGCUCAGUAUGGCUCAUCCCCGCAGGGCGCCAGUCCUGCAUCUCAGAGCUACAGUUACCACACCAGCGGUGAAUACAGCUGCGAUUUCCUCACACCAGAGUUUGUGAAGUUCAGCAUGGACUUAACCAAUACCGAGAUCACCGCCGCCACCACCUCUCUGCCCAGCUUCAGCACCUUCAUGGACAACUACAACACCAGUUAUGACGUGAAGCCGCCCUGUCUUUACCAGGUGCCCCAUUCUGGAGAACAGUCCUCUAUCAAGGUGGAGGAAGUCCAGAUGCACACAUACCAUCAGCAGAGCCAUUUGGGCCCGCAGUCAGAGGAGAUGAUGGCCCACUCCGGGCCUAUGUACUUCAAACCGUCAUCACCUCACGCUCCGGGAACGGCGAACUUCCAGGUUCAGCCCAAUCACAUGUGGGAGGACCCGGGCUCCUUGCACUCUUUUCAUCAGAACUAUAUGACCUCGCACAUGAUAGAUCAGCGCAAGAACCCCGUGUCCAGGCUCUCCCUCUUCUCGUUCAAGCAGUCUCCACCAGGAACACCUGUUUCAAGCUGUCAGAUGCGCUUUGACGGGCCUCUCCAUGUGUCCAUGGGACACGACGGUCCCGGAACGCACCGAGCCCUGGACAGCCAGAGUUUCGCAGUGCCCAGUGCUAUCAGGAAACAGGCGGGCAUCGCUUUCACACACUCCCUACAGCUCAGUCACGGCCAUCAGCUGAUGGACAGUCAGGUGCCGUCACCUCCGUCUAGAGGAUCACCGUCCACCGAGGGUUUGUGCGCGGUGUGUGGGGACAACGCGGCGUGUCAGCACUAUGGAGUGCGAACGUGUGAAGGGUGUAAAGGCUUCUUCAAGCGUACAGUACAGAAGAACGCCAAAUAUGUCUGUUUAGCCAACAAAAACUGUCCUGUGGAUAAGCGCCGGAGAAACAGAUGUCAGUAUUGCCGAUUUCAGAAGUGCCUGGUGGUCGGGAUGGUAAAAGAAGUUGUCCGAACCGCCAGCUUAAAGGGUCGGCGAGGCCGUUUACCCUCCAAACCCAAAAGUCCGCAGGAGUCUUCGCCCCCCUCUCCGCCCGUCAGUCUGAUCAGCGCCCUGGUCAGGGCUCAUGUGGACUCCAACCCUUCUAUGAGCAGCCUCGACUACACCAGAUUCCAAGCCAACCCGGACUACCAACUGAGCGGAGAUGACACACAGCACAUCCAGCAGUUCUACGACCUCCUCACCGGAUCCAUGGAGAUCAUCCGCGGAUGGGCAGAAAAGAUUCCCGGGUUCACCGACCUGCCGAAACCGGAUCAGGACUUGCUGUUCGAGUCCGCCUUCCUGGAGCUUUUCGUGCUGCGCCUGGCGUACAGGUCCAACCCGAUGGAAGGCAAACUCAUCUUCUGUAACGGGGCGGUGUUGCACAGACUGCAGUGCGUGCGUGGAUUUGGCGAGUGGAUUGACUCUAUAGUGGAGUUCUCGUCUAAUCUUCAGAACAUGAAUUUAGACAUGUCUGCUUUCUCAUGCAUCGCCGCCUUAGCUAUGGUCACAGAGAGACACGGACUUAAAGAACCCAAGAGAGUUGAGGACCUUCAAAACAAGAUAGUAAACUGUCUGAAAGAUCAAGUCACCUUCAAUGGAGGCGGCUUGAAUCGUCCGAACUAUUUGUCCAAACUGUUGGGGAAACUACCUGAACUGCGCACACUGUGCACACAGGGUCUGCAGCGCAUCUUCUACCUAAAACUAGAAGAUCUGGUCCCACCACCAGCAAUAAUCGACAAACUGUUUCUUGACACUCUGCCCUUUUAAACGGAAAGAGAGAGAGAAGGGGAAAAACUAUUUCAAACAACCUCAGAGAACUUCCACAGACUCCCAAAAAAAAAAAAAAAAAAAAAAAAAA
Messenger RNA from Pimephales promelas (fathead minnow), 2128 nucleotides. NCBI's taxonomy places the organism in Eukaryota, Metazoa, Chordata, Actinopteri, Cypriniformes, Leuciscidae. The record is from RefSeq and is a predicted model, not a curated record.